Molecule: messenger RNA, 5924 nt
Organism: Ectocarpus sp. CCAP 1310/34
Lineage: Eukaryota; Phaeophyceae; Ectocarpales; Ectocarpaceae
Source: the annotation of a GenBank genome assembly
UUCAGAACCCCCCUCUCCUCCCUCUAUGGACAUGGAGACGUCCAGGCCCCGGCGGCAUAGCGUGGGUACGGGACAAAGAGGUGCGAUAUCUCGCCAGCAUGUGGAUGACGCUCUGCCGGGAGUGGGUGCUUCAAGCGAACCUCGGAGAAAAGCGGGCUCGACGAUACGACCCCCUGAAGACCGAAAGCUCUCCGCAGGUGGCGCUGCUACAGCUGGGCGGCCUCGCGCCGAACCGUCCGUACCAUCGUCCUCCAGCAGCAAGCGACGGCGGUCAGCUAGCGGGCGCCGAGGGCGGAAAAGUAGCGCCGACUUCAGCUUCUCCCCCUACCAACCGAUGGUUAUCGAGACGACUUCUUCCAGCGUGAGCCCUCGGCCGAGGCGAGCGAGCGCGCCGGUCCCGCCGACCUCCCUCCUGCCGUUCAAGCCGUUGAUGGCCGGCGAGAAACGGCAACAACGUGAACCGGGAGCAGACGGGGGGCCGACUCUCGAUCAGUGCCUUGUCCUCCCCUCUGGGGUAGCGCUGAAGAUCGACGGGCUGCUCUCGACGUCUGGCGCGGAGAGAGAAUGUGGCGUCAGCAUCGGUAACGGUGACGGUGCAGGUGGCGCAGACGUCGACAGGGGUGGUGGUGACGACGAUAUGGGGAACGGUUCGAGCAACAGCUUGGAAAAAGACGGAGCGGGGGUCGCUUGCCCGCUUCCAGGAGCAGAAAGAGAUGAUGACGAUGGCGGAGAUCGGGCCAUCAUUUCGAGUUUUCAUUUCAAUACCUCUGGCUCACAGGCUGUAUUCGGGGUCGAGGCAGGGGAAUGCUUGGAGCAGGAGGAGCAGGCUGCAGCGGGUUGUGACAAGUCCGCCACGGUUGAGACCCCAGAUGCCCCAGAAACUACACCAGGCAACUCAAAGGGACCACCCGUCGGCUCUCGCGCCCAAGAAGGAGUUCCACAAUGUAUUUCCGACGAUAGCAACGAUGCCAGUAACAGCGCUAACGGCAGCACCAACUGCCAUGAGACCUACGACAGUCACCACGCAGUCGAUCGAAGCGAACCGCAAAGGCACGAGCGGCCGGGUGGACAGCCCUCGUCUCCCAAAACAGGAGACGUUUGCGGAUCCUCGAUGGUUUGCGACGGGGAGGAAACGACAGCUAUUGCUGCUGCUGCUACCAGCGGCAACGACGGCAUCCACAGCUCCAACAACGUCGACAGCUGCGAAAUUCACCACAGGGUCGAAGGAGACGAGCCGCUGACGCAAUCGUCGUCGGGUGGACAGCCCUCAUCUCCCGAAACAGCGGCAGUUUGUGCAUCCUCGAUGGUUGUUGACGAAGGGGAGCCGGCUGCCGCUACUGUCGCUAGUGGCAACGAUGGCACCAACGAUAGCACAAACAGCGAUGAAAGUUACGACGGUCGCCGGAGUACACAAAAUGACACAGCGCAAAGGCCAGAGCUACCGGGUGGACUGCCCUCAUCUCCCGAAACAGAAGUUUGUGUAAGCUCGACGGUUGGUAACGAAGAGGAAUCGGCCGCCGCCGUCGCUGCUGACACUGCCCCUGCGGCCAUUGACGAUGCUCUCACUGUCUUCGUUGGCUCCGAAACGCGAGGCACAUUGGUGGACAUUGUUGCCUUCUCAGAGAGCCCAAGCGUGUGCGACGCCGCCGCCGGUAGCAGCACUAUCGUUGACCAGGGCGGUCAAGACAGGACGGUGAAGAACAUGGACACGAAUAAUGCGUGCAUCUCUGGGGUGGCGCCUUGUGCGCGGGGCGAGAUCGGUGCUGAAACCAGCGGGAAGAUGCAAGCGGAGGCGGAAGGGGGCGGGGAUCCUCGGGCAACCUCCGGGGCAGGGGAAGAACCAAAUCUCCCGGGUAUCGUUCAUAAACAGGAGAGGUUGGGCAGUCUGUCCGAAACCACGCGAGCAACCGCGAUCACUCCUGGGUCGACUUCGGAGGACGAGGCCAAACAUGAGAGCGGCACUGAGCCCGCCUUUCACCCGGUCGACGCAGCAGGCGCGGAUUGCGAGACAUUCGCGGUUGGCGUCGGAUCAGAGGCUGAGGCAUCUCCGGAAGAAGCCCGCCAAGAAGAAGUGCCGUUACCUCAACUGGCGGACAUCCAAGGUUUUAACCGCGACGAUGGUUCGCCCGGGCGAGCGGCUGUCGGUAUCGACUCGGCUGGUAGGAGCCCGGUCAAGGCCGAAACGGGUGAGGUAUCCACUGUCUUGACGACGGGGGAGACCUCUGCUGUUGGGGGAGUGAAUGCCGGGGCAAGCGGCAGGGAAGGUGUCGCGGCAGUGGAUGUAAACGAGAGGGGUUCGCACGUCUGGGAGAGGAUCAUUGUAGCACCUAGUGGCACCUGUGGUGAAACUUCUGCGCGAGAGGGUGCGGGGGGUCAAGGGGGGGAUGAAGCCGCACGCAAUGUGAGGGGGUCGGAGGUGGAGGUGGCCCUCGUAGAUGGAAACGACGGUGCUCUUCCGAAUGCUAGAGGAGAAGACAAGGGUGAGAGUGGCCAAGAGGAUACGAGCGAAGCUCGUGCCGGCGCCGGCACCGGUAAUUGUGCUACAUUCGCUGUGGAGGCGAGGGAAGGAUUCACCGGUGUGCGGGCCAGCGACGAACAGGUUCUGGAGGCAGCGACAUCGGUGGUAUACGAAGGGGCCAGGGGCGUUGUGGAGAAGGCGAUGGCGGAAGAGGGCGCGGAACACGACGUUGGGCUUGAAAGUGUUAUUCGUGCGGAAAACCAGGAACUUGAGACAGAGGAGAAGCAGGGGGGCGGGCAGAACGGAGAGGGUGACGUUGCGGAACAUUUGACGGUCGAUGAGGAGCACCUCGCUGCGGGAACUCGUAUCGAUGACGUCAAGUCCGCAGUUUCUCCUGACCUACCAAGUGACCGAGAGGGCGAUGUGGAAAUGGGUGAAGAGGAGGAAUCGAAGGAGGAAUCGAAGGAGGAGGAGGAGGUGGACGAGACGGAACGUAGUGACGAGGGAACCAGGGGCGAGGAGGUCGAGCACGGCAACAGCAUCGUUGACAACGAAGCCCUUGUGGAGGAGGCUCCGGCCGCUUUGUCUUCUUCUGCACCCGAUGGAAUGGCUGCACCUAAUGAAAUGGCGAACAACGCCUAUGUUGAGCCGGCGGCUGAUGUCAGCGAUGGGUUCAUCUCCAGCUUCACACAAGAACGGCUGGACAACAACACGGCGACGCUUGACGUGGCGCCCGCGGAACCAGACGGCGCCACCCCUCCCAUCGAUUGGGAUAUCUUGGCCAAGAAGCAGGCGGAGGAGGUCGAGGUGCCUCUGGACUGGGAAGCUUUGGCGCGGGAAGUCGAAGCUGAGUGGGUGUUGGAGGGCAGCGGAGACGAGAGCGAGCUUUCGUUUACGGCAAACUCGCCACCGGCCAACGCCCCGGCCUCCCCAGCCAAGGCCGCUGAAGCGUUUGUUCAAAACUCCGGGGAUGAACCUGCGCUUGCAACGGCGGAGGAACGACCGCCGAGUCUCGCCUCUGUCGGUCUUAUGGACUCAGGGUCGGCACACGGCAGUAGUGAACCUGAGCGGCAGCAGGAGGUGGAGGUGGAGGGAGAGCCGGAGAGGCGGGCGGGCGGCGAUGAGGGUAAGCCGCCGGAAUCCGCGCCACCGACGGCUACUCCGCCCCAUCCCCGGCGACAUGUCGACGAUGGCGCCUCCGGUGGCAGCAGCGGCGUGGCAGUUACGCCCCCCUCUGUCGCGAAUUUACGGCAAGACACAAAGGAGGCAAACGACGACUCCGACUGUGGCUCCCUGCGAUCACUCACGGAUGGACCGGUCAGCAGCAUCGCCGGGCUGCCGGCCGCGGAGGCCACAAGUUCGACCCCGGCCCUUGCUGGCCAACCCGUUGUCCAGGACAGCGAGGGCGUUUCACCGACCCAUGCUAUCAUCGGCGCCGCGCAGACCUCUGUUUCCGCUUCCCCGGCCCGAUCCCAGCAGGCGCGACGAGCGACGAGUUCGACCGCUCCUGAGGAGGACGCCGGCGCUUGCUCUCCCGCGAAAGCGAACCCGCCCCCUUCCCCGAGCAAUGCGCCCAGCCAGCCCGAGGCUGAGGCCGCCGCGGAAAUCAGCGGCGACGUCAACGGUGUCCCAGUCUGUGAGAAUAGCGGCCACCAGGACGCACAGGCCGCCGACCCUGUUGUACGUAUACCCCCUGUCGGGGACGGCCGCGACGGGGGAGCGGGACCGCCGGAGGCGGAACGGACCGGGUCGGGCGACGUCGGCGUUACAUGUGCGCAGGGCUCGUGCGGGUGCGUGUUGAUGUGAGGGCGCGCGUACGUGAGGAUGACGACAGAAGUUAGAUGUUGUGGGUGUAGGGGGUGUCGCAUCUUCCGAUAUGAGGUUUCAGCACUUGGACAAAAAGGCUGUCGAUUUGUUGCUGAAAAGAGCACCCGUGAGUAAGAAACGACAGCAAAAACCAUGACGUGCGUGGGCGUGCGGUUUGGUGCUGUGGGUGUGGGUGUGCGUGUUGUUCGCAUGUAUCUUUCGUAGUCCAUCUUUGGUAUUUGUGCGAGUCCUUGUGAUUUUUUUCAGUGGCUGGUUGCUUCACCGGUAAAAGCGUCCGUAUCUGUGCUCCAGGCGCAAGCGUUCGGUAUUGUAUUAUGUUUGUUGGACGCUUACAGAUUUGUUCAUGGUGGAUGCCAAAUACUGGAUUACGCUUGCUGCUUUGCUAAAUAGUAGUCGUGUUGACUGUUUUCGGUAGGUGCCCAUGGCGUGCUUUGUGCAGUCAAGUUUUCUUCGUCUAGAGCGUCUUCCCGGGGACUGUAUAAACGUUUUGUACUCUUAUCGUUAUUUUCCUGUAGCGUGCUCUGGCUGCGCGGGGUCUGCAUAUGUGUAUGGCGGAGUUACUCGUGUUUUGCUGCUCCCUGUUUGCUCCUAUUAUUAUUCGUGUGGUGUGAAUUUGUGGGCGGGCUGUUGCUAAAAAUUACCGGCUGCCUGCCAGGCGCGCUUGAGAGGAAGUGCGUUUCGUGUGUCUACAGAUUUACACGUUUACACUAUUUGCUUGAAUUUUCUAACGGUUCCACUACUUGCAUGGAUUUUCGAACCAUGGUGUUUUUUGUAACAAUCAUGGAUUUAUUGAAGAGUAUUAUGUAUAGCUGCGACUCGCGCCGUUCGUUCGGUGCCUACAGAAUUCACACCUGGGUUGUUUUGACGAUUCUUGUCCAAGACGUUUUUGUUCCACUCGACCUCGUGCACCGUAGGUUUCAGUUGUGACGUUCGUAGCUGUUGUGUUUUAUGGGUGUGUGUGGUUUUGGGGAUGGACGAGGGAGCUAAGACGUGAGCGAGUGGAUGUUUCUACCAUGAGAGUAUUUCGGGGAGCUGUCGUAAGGUAGAUAUAGCCCAUUCGCCCUGCGAAAAGCCGGCGGCAGCGCACUUCUUGUCGUGCUGUUGGUCGAGUUGUUCUGACGUUUUCGUAAGCCCGGGGCUGCUCUUCAGUGGUUGUGUCACGUGCCAUGUUUGACGACACAGGUGUGUGGUGCCCAGCGCUAGAUGGGGUGCAAAGGUGACUAUGAUCAUCUCUAUAUUUGCUGUGAUACACAACCACGCAAGCAAGCACUUGUGCUAUCCAGGUGAAACUUCUCGGGAGGAAAUACUUGAAAGUGUGAGUGCAGCAAAUGGAGGCUCAAGUUUGGUCAAAAGCCCUGUGUUGUGGCUCGUGGUACCCCCCCUCGCAACGCACCUGCCAGCACAUACUGCGGAGAGCACUGCUCAGGCUGUAGGAGGGACGGCCAAAGCAUUAACCUAGCUGGAAGUGCUAUCCCUCAUGCGUACGACACCUACACAUUGAGUGGGUGUCCUUGAGUGAUGAGACAAAAAUACGAGCGUCCAUUCUGUCACGAAAGCUACCCGAACAUUAUCAGCGGGGCAAAACUCCACAUGUGGACCUUUUUUCUCAAGCCCAUCUGGUUCGUGGUAGCGGCAGGUG